ACCAAUCUCUGAAGGGACGGUGUUGAUGGGUAAUGAUGCUUCCUGUGGUAUUCUUGGUAUUGGAACAGUCAGAAUCAGGAUGUUUGAUGGUGUGGUUAGAACCAUCAGGGAUGUGAGGCAUGUUCCAGAUCUGAAAAAGAAUCUAAUUUCCUUAGGCUCUUUGGACAGUAAUGGUUUCUCUUUUUCUAGCUAGGAUGGUGUGCUAAAAGUGGCUAGAGGUUCAUUGGUAGUAAUGAAGGGUCAUCUGAGAAACAAUUUGUACAUUUUGGUGGGUAGCACAAUGACAGGUGGAGUUGCAGCUAGUACCUUUUCAGAUACAAAUACAGAUGAUACUACUCUGUGGCAUAUGAGGCUGGGUCACAUGAGUGAGCGUGGUUUGCAGGAGCUACAUAGGCAGAACUUACUGGGAGGUAAUUCUUGUUGUAAGCUUAAGUUCUGUAAAUACUGUUUGUUUGGUAAACAGCAUAGGGUGAGUUUCAAAAUUGGAUAGCAUACGAGCAAGGAGGUGCUAGAGUACAUUCAUUCAGAUGUAUGGGGUUCAGUACAGGUACAGUCUCACAGUGGUACUAUUUAUUUUGUCUCAUUUAUUGAUGACUUUUCUAGGAAAGUCUGAGUGUAUUUUCUGAAGCACGGGAGUGAGGUAUUCAGUAAGUUAAGGGAAUGGAAAACUCUGGUAGAGAAACAAACAAGGAAACAGGGAAAGUUUCUGAAAUCUGACGACUGGAGUACAAAAACAACCAGUUAAUUGACUUCUGUAAGGAAGAGAGGAUCACUAGGCACUAUAUAGUUCCACAUGGGCCAUAGCAGAAUAGGGUGGCUAAAAGGAUGAACGGAACAUUAUUAGAGAGGGUAAGAUAUAUGAGGAUUCAGGCUAAUCUGCUUUUAAGUCAUUCUGUGCAGAAGUAGUGAGUGUGGCAUGCUACCUAGUAAACAGGUCUCCUUUUGCAGCUAUUGACGCAAAGAUUCCUAAAGAGGUAUGGACAAGUAAGCCAGUAGAUUACUCUGUGUUGAGAAUAUUUGGUUAUCCAUCGUAUGUGCAUGUGCAGGAUUAGAAAAGAUCAAAGUUGGACUCUAAGUCCAAACCGUGCAUAUUUCUUGGUUUCCAAGAAGGAGUGAAGGGAUACCGGUUGUGGGACCCUAUGGCACGGAAGGUGGUCAUUAGUAGGGAUGUGGUCUUCGAUGAGGAAGCCAUGUUGAAGGAUAAUGUUGAUAAGAAGGUGGAGUCUGAUUCAGCAGGAGUACCUAUUCAGGUGGAGCUGGACAAUAUUCAGAAUUUAGUUACAGGUAAUACUCAGACUACUGUUGUUGAUUCUGUUGCAUAGGAUACAGUGAGACAGGCUACAGUUCCUUAGGAAAUUUCUUAGACAGGUGAUAGACAUGAGCCUACAGGGCUAACCACCGGCAGAGAAGGGAGGAAUGUUAAGCCUCCGGUCAGGUAUGAGUUUAAGGACUUAGUUGCAUUUGCUCUGAUUACUAGUAGUGGAGAUCCUUCUUAUUUUCAGGAAGCAGUUCAGAAUUCUGAAUGAGAUAAUUGGCUUGGAGCCAUGGUUGAGGAGAUGGAGUCUCUUCAUAAGAAUAACACUUAGGUGUUGGUUCAGAAGCCCCAAGGACAGGAAGCUGAUUGGUUGUAAGUGGGUUUUUAGAAAAUAAGAACCUACUUUAGAAUCAUAAGGGAUAAAAUAUAAGGCCAGGUUAGUAGCAAAAGGAUACAAACAGGAUGAAGGUAUAGAUUAUAAUGAAAUCUUUUCUCCUUGUUAGCAUUGGUUGUCAUGCAUGAGUUAGAUCUGGAACAGAUGGAUGUAAAGACAGCUUUCCUUCAUGGUGAGUUGGAGGAAGAUAUCUUUAUGGAGCAACCGGAGGGGUUUGUGGAACAAGGUAAAGAACACCUGGUAUGUAAGUUGAAUAGGUCUCUUUAUGGUUUAAAGUAAUCCCCUAGGUAAUGGUAUAAGAGGUUUGAUUCUUAUAUAUUGAGGAUUGGGUAUGUUAGAAGCAGUUAUGACAGUUGUGUUUACUUCAGAUUGCUUAACAGUGGUGUAUAUGUGAUCCUUAUGCUAUAUGUGGAUGACAUGUUGAUUGCCUCUAUCAGUACUGAUGAUUUGAAUGUGUUGAAAGCCAGGUUACAAGAUGAGUUUGAGAUGAAGGAUCUUGGUGCAACUAAAAAGAUCCUUGGCAUGGAAAUCAGGAGGGACAAACAACGGAAAAAGCUGUGGUUGUCACAGGGUAAGUAUAUUGAGAAGGUGUUGGAAAGAUUUAAUAUGGAUAAGACUAAACCGGUAAAUACACCUCUAGCUGCUCAUUUUCAGUUGUCUGUUAAACUGUGUCAUUCUACUGAUGAGGAUAAGUUGGAUAUGGUUAGUGUGCCUUAUACCAGUGCAGUAGGGAGUCUGAUGUAUGCUAUGGUAUGUAGUAGACCAGACUUGUCAUACGUUGUUAGUUUGGUAAGCAAAUAUAUGGCUAAUCCAGGUAGAAUGCAUUGGAAUGCAGUGAAAUGAAUUUUCAGAUAUUUGUGUGACACUUCUGAUUAUGGUAUCUUGUUUGAAAGUACUGAUGAUUGUAAUGUUCAGGGUUAUGUGAACUCCGAUUAUGCAGGUGAUUUGGAUAAGAAGAGGUCUACUUCUGGCUUCAUUUUUACCAUGGGUGGUGGUUCCAUUAGUUGGAAGGCUAUGUUGCAACCUACUACAGGUUACACGUAUUCUGUGAUAGUCAAAGUGCGAUCCACUUGGCAAGGAAUCAAGUCUACCACUCUCGCACGAAGCAUAUUGACGUGCGGUACCAUGCAGUUAAAGCCUCAAUUGAAAUCAUGCUGGUUCUUCGCAAGCUCAUUCACAAGUUGCCCAACUUUUGUUCUUUUUUCAGCAUUGGUUCUCGCUCUCUCACAUCCCAAGACCCCAAUCUUAGGCUCAAUGAACCUAGUUCUGUAUACUAUGAUGAACUCAUCUACGCUGCUGGCCGUUCUAGGGAUUUUGCCACCAUCCACCAUCUUCUGAACAAGCGCAUGAAGGAUGGGUUCUUCAAUACCAACAACACAUUCAAGUUUAUCACUAAUGCAGCCAGUGAUUCCUCUUCACUGCUCAACAAGCUCUCUCAAACCCUAGCCCGUCUCGAUGAAGGGUUCCCUCGGAAGAGUGCAUAUGACUCACUUAUCAUGCGUCUAUGCAAAUUGGAUCGUAUGGAGGAGUCUCUGCGCCUGGUGGAGGAGAUGAUCCGUGGUGGUUAUGGCGCUAAUGCCUGUUCUUUCCACCUCAUUCUCAGUGCACUUACAAGGAGGAAGAAGAUGGAGGCGGCUUGGCAUGUGAUAGAGCUGAUGAGGAAGAUAAAGAUUUCUUUGGAUGUGACUGCCUACAACUACUUGCUCACAGCAUACAGCUUUGCUGGAAAUCUGAGUGCAGCGGCUGGAGUUCUGGAAAAUAUGAGAGAGGAGGGGAUGGAGGCAGACACAAGGACUUACGAUGCACUGGUCCUGGGUGCCUGUAAGGCUGGGAAGGUGGAAGGGGCUUUCGCUGUGCUGAGGAGGAUGGAGGACUAUGGAGUGUCACAGUUGUACUCGACACACGCGCAUGUUAUCAAUGCGCUGUUGCGAUCGGGCUAUUAUGCACAGGCAGUAGAGUUUGUGAUGAGCUAUGCUGGGAGGGAUAGGCAUUUGGAUAUGGAGAGUUUUGGGUUAUUGGCUAAUCGACUGAUCGGUUCAAACAGGUUUGAAGAAGCGACGUUGGUUUUGGAGGAGAUGUGUAAACGAGGUGUUCCAAUGGAGGAUAAAUUAAAACAUUUUUGCAAUAUACAUUGUUAUGAAGUAGAAAAGUAGUACGGUUCAUCUAAUUUUAUAAACUAUUAUUGAUAUAAUAGUGUGACAAUUGUGCAGCUUCGAUUUAUACUCUUUCUUAUUAGCUUAGCA
Molecule: messenger RNA, 3892 nt
Organism: Malania oleifera
Lineage: Eukaryota; Viridiplantae; Streptophyta; Magnoliopsida; Santalales; Ximeniaceae
Product: pentatricopeptide repeat-containing protein At3g56030, mitochondrial-like
Exons: 3
Coding region: 2801-3802 (333 amino acids)
Molecular function (GO): protein binding
Source: RefSeq, a predicted model, not a curated record